AUGGGUGAUUACGAUGUGAGCGCACUAAAGGAGCAAGAUCGCCAGCUUCGAAACAGCAUCGCAGGUAUCACUAAAUUUCUUGCGGAUUACAACAAAGAUAUUCACGAGGCUCAGAUCGAUGUUCGCCUGGAAACUUUAGAGAAGGCUGUUCAAAAGUUUUUCACCACACGCAGAAAAUUAAAGGUUCUACUAGAUGAGGAAGACGAGGAACAAAAAUCGGAUUCGAAAGAAUCUGAAACCUCACGAAAACGCCGAUUGGAAGCUCAGCAAGAUCAACGUGAAGCUGAGUUCAACGAGGUCUCCAAUCAGAUCGAAGAGAUGUAUUUUUCUGCCAAAAGCACUUUACUUGCUCUGCGUCCUAAAAAAACAGACGGUCAUGCUUCGGAACAGGAUUCAGAUGAAAGAAGUGGGUCUGUUAUGUCUCGCGUCAAGCUUCCGGACAUUCAUCUUCCAAACUUUAGUGGUAGGUUACGAGACUGGGUCACCUUCCGAGAUAUGUUCCGGAGCUUGAUCCACAAUAACAAUCAACUCUCACCGGUAGACAAGUUUACAUAUCUGCGAUCAUCAGUGUCGGAUGAAGCUCUUCAAGAGAUCAGUGCUAUAGACAUUUCAGCAAACAAUUAUCAGGUCGCGUGGAAGGCACUUGAAAAUCGUUAUGAAAACAAGAAACUAAUUGUAAAGGCACAUCUCGAUGCCAUCUUUUCAAUAGAGCCAGUACGCAGAGAAAACUGUGAUUCUUUGAACCGUCUCAUUGGUGAAUUCGAAAAGAAUCUGCAAAUGCUCAACAAGAUUGGAGAAAUCACGGACAACUGGUCAACUCUACUAGCACACAUGGUCUGUUGUCGACUAGAUCCAGUAACACUACGCCAAUGGGAGACACACCACAACUCCAAGGAGGUGCCUACAUACGCAAAGUUGAUGAACUUUCUACGGGAUCAGUGUCUAGUGCUUCAAUCGAUUUCAACGACCAAAACUGCUGAUCCGGAAACUUAUCGUCCCCGAGUUACCACGACACAUGUGUCUUCACAAUAUCGCAGGCGCUGUGUAUUCUGUGAUGCUCCCUACCAUUCAGCAUUUCGCUGUAAUAAGAUGAGAAAUUGGUCAGUUGCGCAAAGAAUUUCUGAGGUCAAUAAACAUCAAUUGUGUUCGAAUUGUUUGCGAGCUGGACACUUCGCAAAUGAGUGUCCCCAUGGUACGUGCACCCGUUGCGAUAGAAAACAUCACACUCUUCUGCAUUACAACAACUUUCAGUCUAGAUCACAAUCUACCCAAAACUUUGAUGUCUCCUCCGUUCCACCAACACGCAAUAGGUUCGAUGCUGCUAUUCAGUAUUCAGUCAACUCAAACAGACCCAAUCAACAAAAUCAAUCACAGUGUUCACCAAAUCAAGAGCCUUCCACGGUUUCUAAUUCCUAUCCAAUAAUUCAGACAUUAAAUCCACAAGUCCACCCAAAUUUAACGGCUGAUGAUCGGCAUUCGAACGCCUUUAUUUCCUCUCACGAAGCUAGUUCUUUACCCGUACAAAUUUUAUUGUCAACCGCAGUUGUCCUUGUUAAAGAUAGAUACGGUAAUUACACCUUUGCCAGAACGCUUCUUGAUUCUUGCUCUGAGUUCAGUUAUAUCACCAACAAUUUUGCUCAAGAAUUGAAGCUGCACGAUUGCCCAGAAAGAUUGACAGUUCAAGGAAUUGGUAAUGCAUCAGUUGUAUCAAAACGAUCAGUAGAAGCUAUUAUCCAGCCGCGUCUGCCCACAAUCUCCAACUUCAGUCAAAACAUACGUUUCCAUGUCCUUCCACAAAUCACCAAAGCUUUGCCAACCAAACCAAUAUCAACUUUGCACAGAAACUUGUUGCCCCAGGUCACGUUAGCCGAUCCAGAAUUUUAUAAACCCGGGAAAAUCGACAUGAUAAUUGGAGCAGAAUAUUUCUUCGAUUUAUUGCGCGAAGGAAAACAAAAGGUUAUGAAUAAUGGUCCAACUCUUCAAGAUUCAGUCUUUGGUUGGAUUGUCUCUGGUAAAGUGUCAGAAAAUCAUUCGAAAGGUUGUACAGAAAAUCAGUCAGUUAUUCAGUCAGAUGUAAGUCAGUUCGAAACGUCAGCAUUCGUCAGUUCUACAGCUCAACUACAGGAGUUAAUAUCAAAAUUUUGGGAUUUGGAGACAUGUCAUAAGAACAGUCGUUACUCCGUUGAAGAGACAGCUUGCGAGGAGCAUUUCAAGCAAACAACAACUCGAGAUACAGAAGGAAGAUUCGUUGUCAGUCUGCCAAAGAAACCUAGCAUCAUUCGAAAACUUGGUGAAUCGCGAGACAUAGCUAUGAGGCGUUUCCUUGGUCUCGAAAAACGAUUCAUGGCUAAUCCAGAACUAAAGACUAUGUACAAAGAUUUCAUUCAUGAAUAUCUUCGAAUGGGUCAUAUGCGAGAAGUUUCAGAAUAUCCUGGUCAGAAUUUAUGUCAGAAUGUGAGUCAGAAUUUAUGUCAGAACUUGUGUCAGAAAGGUCAGUAUUAUAGUCAGAUAAUUUCGUAUUACUUGCCACAUCAUGCAGUACUGAAACCCGAUAGCACAACAACUAAACUCAGAGUAGUUUUUGAUGCAUCGUGCCGCACCUCUACCGGCGUUUCGUUAAACGACGGUUUGAUGGUAGGCCCAGUCGUCCAAAAUGAUUUGCUUUCGAUCAUCCUACGCUUCCGUUUACACCGAUUCGCAAUUAGUGCAGACAUAGAGAAGAUGUACCGGAUGGUACGGAUUCAAAAAUCGGAUCAGUGCUUGCAACGCAUUUUAUGGCGGGAUUCACCAAACGAAGAAAUCAAAACAUACGAAUUGACAACAGUUACAUACGGGACAGCCAGCGCUCCAUACCUUGCCACACGAUGUCUCAGGCAACUCGGUGAAGAGAACAAGCUUAAACAUCCAAUUGGUUCAAAGGUGAUCAUCGACGAUAGCUAUGUGGAUGAUACUCUCACUGGUGCCGAAACUAUAGAAGAAGGCAUAGCACUGGUAAGAGAAAUGACGUCUAUCACCAAUUCAGCAGGAUUUCAGCUUCGCAAGUUUAAUUCAAAUGCCAAAGAGAUAUUAGAAAGUAUAUCUUCUCAUCUACGCGACACACGUCCUAUUUUAGAACUAGAUAAUUCCAGUGAGAUUGUUAAAACACUCGGUCUGAAAUGGGACACCACAUCAGACAAAUUCUGCUUCAGUUUUCCUGACUUAAAAUCAUCAAAUCUACCAAUCACGAAGCGAAUCGUUCAUUCAGACGCAGCGUGCCUGUUUGAUCCACUUGGCCUUGUAGGGCCAAUAGUAGUAACGGCCAAAAUUUUCAUUCAAAAAUUGUGGCGAUCAAAACUUGAUUGGGAUGAUAAAUUAGAAGAGAGUUCUCAACAGUUUUGGAGUGAAUAUAGACGUUGCUUACUGCAAUUAAGUUCUCUAUCAAUUCCUCGUUGGCUAGGAUGUAGCAAGGAUCUCGCGUCAAGCCAACUGCAUGGGUUUUGUGACGCCUCGGAGCAAGCGUAUGGUGCGUGCCUGUACAUGCGAAGCGUGACCAAUGAUGGAUCUAUUUCAGUGCGUCUCAUCACAUCAAAGUCUCGGGUGGCCCCAUUGGAAAACCUCAAGCGAUCUAAACAGAAGACCUCUAUUCCCCGGCUCGAGCUAUCUUCGGCACUAUUACUGAGUCACUUAUUUGAAAAAUGCGCCCGAGAAUACCCACAUAUUACAGAGGCCUUCUUUUGGACAGACUCAAUGAUCGUAAAACAUUGGCUAGCUUCUCAUCCUUCUCGCUGGCAGACAUUCGUAGCAAACCGUGUUUCCGAAAUACAGCAUAUCACAAAGAGUGGAACAUGGAAUCACGUUCCAGGAAUCGAAAAUCCAGCAGACUUGAUUUCGCGCGGAGCCUCUCCAGAUCAACUGAUCCACGAGAAACUAUGGUUUGAGGGCCCUAAGUGGCUCUCUCAAGAACAUCAAAUGUGGCCGACAGAGAACGAGGAAGAUGAGAACAACCUUGAUUCGUCCCAUCUAGAAGAGAAACCCAGCACUACACUCAUCAUCCAGGAAGCUUCAUCAAACGAAAUAUUUAAACUACGCGAAUCCUUCUUCAGUUUGGUAAGAAUGGUUGCUUUGAUGAAACGGUACCGGCAUAAUGCCCAAAAGGUCAAUCGGGAUGUAAGAAAAUUGGGUUAUCUUUGUCAGUCAGAAUUGUCAGAUGCAACUCUCACCUUAGUUCGAUUAUCGCAAGCCGAAAGUUUCGCUACGGAGCUUCAAGAUCUAGAGAAGUGUGGAGAGGUAAAACCAUCGUCAAGAAUUGUUGGACUUGGGCCAUACUUGGAUGAAGGUGCAAUAAGAGUCCAGGGUCGAUUAAGAAAUGCCCAAAUGUCUAGUUCUCGAAAACAUCCGUGGAUUCUUGACCAUCACCAUCCGCUUGCAGUAUCGAUUGCAAGAGAUUACCACAUUCGACAAUUCCAUGCGGGCCAGCAGUUAUUAAUUUCAAGUGUGAGAGAAAGAUUUUGGCCUACUAACAUGGCAAGCCUAGCCAGAAAUGUCAUCCGUACGUGCGUACCAUGCUUUAAAACAAGACCCAAAGUUGUUGAGCAGGUGAUGGGUGACCUCCCAGCCGAAAGAGUUACCAUAGCUUCUGCGUUUUUGAAAGUGGGUGUUGAUUAUUGUGGCCCGUUCUUUGUCAGCUAUCCUAAUCGUCGAGCAAAACCAGUGAAAUGUUAUGUAGCUGUCUUUGUAUGCCUAUCUACUAAGGCUGUUCAUCUAGAGCUCGUAAUGGACUUGACCACGCAAGCAUUUCUAGGCGCGUUAAGGAGGUUUGUUGGUCGUCGCUCGAAGCCCGAGCUUGUCAUGUGCGACAAUGCUACUACAUUUGUCGGGGCUAGUCGAGAACUCAAGGAACUUAUGCGAAUGUUCCACUCCGACCAAUUUCAGAACUCAGUCGUUAGAGAGGCGUCGAAUCUAGACAUUGAAUUCAAAUUCAUUCCGCCUCGUACUCCGAACUUCGGAGGACUCUGGGAAGCGCAAGUGAAAUCUUUUAAAAAUCAUUUCAGAAAAACCAUUGGCUUGCGUACGUUGUCUGUAGAUGAAAUGCUCACAGCACUUGCUCAAAUUGAAGCUGUACUCAAUUCAAGGCCAAUCACACAAAUAUCGAGUGAUCCGUCUGACUUCAGGGCUCUAACGCCUGGCCAUUUUCUGGUUCAGCGGCCACUAACAUCACUUCCCGAUCGUGACAUCACACAAGUCCCCACAAAUCGUCUAACGAUGUGGCAAAGGGCCCAACAGUUAACCCAACAGUUUUGGAAAAAGUGGCGUACACAAUAUCUUUCAGACUUGCAAAAUAGAACGAAGUGGACAAGAAACAAAACGAACGUCGCCGUUGGAAUGAUGGUGCUCCUGAAAGAGGAGAACUGCCCACCCCUGAAGUGGCCGUUGGGUCGAAUAACCAAAACCUUUCUGGGCCCAGACGGAAACGUACGUGUGGUUACUGUUAAAACUCAAGAUGGGUCCUACGACCGUGGCAUUAGCAAGAUUUGCUUACUACCUAUUCUUGAUAAUGAGCUAGGCAACAAGACUUCCGAGAACUCCGUCAGAAAUCCGUCAGAAUCCAUUAAGAAUCAGUAA
Messenger RNA from Uranotaenia lowii, 5601 nucleotides. RefSeq lists its product as uncharacterized. Lineage: Eukaryota; Metazoa; Arthropoda; Insecta; Diptera; Culicidae. Gene Ontology annotation, biological process: DNA integration. Bases 1 to 5601 code for a protein of 1866 amino acids. Gene Ontology annotation, molecular function: zinc ion binding; nucleic acid binding. The record is from RefSeq and is a predicted model, not a curated record. The transcript has a single exon.